AUGUCAGCCCUUCAAUUUCUUGAUCUUUCAAGUAACAACCUUUCUGGAAGCAUACCUUCAUCAUUGGGAAAUGUUUCUUCUCUCACAUAUAUACGUCUUGACACAAACAUGUUAUCGGGUUCAGUUCCAGAGACUCUGAGCCUUAUUCAGAACCUUAGUAUGCUCAGUUUAAGUAACAACUACCUAUCAGGGCACGUCUCCACCAAACUCUGUAACAUGCCGUCACUCAUUUAUCUUGGACUAGACCAAAAUAACCUUACUGGACGAGUACCAUCUUGCAUUGGAAACAUGUUACAGAACCUUGAAUUGCUGACCAUGUCGGGUAACAAAUUUGAGGGAUUAAUUCCAUCAUCACCAGCAAAUGCGUCGAACCUCCAAUAUAUUGAUCUUGGACACAACUUACUAAAGGGACGAAUCCCAUCUCUAGGAUCUCUAUGUAACUUAACCUUUCUAAAUUUAGGAAAUAACUUCCUACAAGCUGAAGAUUGGGAAUUCCUUGUCUCUUUGACAAACUGUGCGCAACUUAAAACAUUGGAUCUGGAUGGAAAUGCCCUGAAUGGAAAUAUCCAUAUAUCAGUUGGAAAUCUUUCUAGAAGUUUAGUGUGUUUAAUUCUUGGAAACAAUCAAAUUGUCGGCACAAUACCACUUGAGAUGUUUAACCUUCGAAGCCUCCAAAUGCUUGCUAUGGGCCAAAACUUGCUUUCCGAUGUUAUUCCCUCUCUUAUUGGGAAUCUAGGCCAUCUGAUUGUCCUAAACCUAUCAGGAAACAAAUUUUCUGGCCAGAUCCCAUCUACAAUAGGUAAUCUUUCUCGGCUGAACAAGCUUUAUCUACACAACAAUGAGUUGACUGGGAACAUCCCAGCAACUUUAGGAAAUUGCAAUCAACUGUAUAUGCUAGAAGUAUCUUUUAACAGCCUUAAAGGACCAAUACCAAGUGAACUCUUCAGUGGCACAACCCUGAUCAGUUUGGAUUUGUCAAACAACUACCUUACAGGAUCAAUACCACUACAAAUUGGUGGAUUGAUUCAACUUCUCCGACUCGAUAUUUCCUUUAACAAAUUGUCUGGUCAAGUUCCACUUUCAUUUGGCGAAUGCGUUGAACUAUCUUCUCUCAGAUUGAGAAGUAACAUGCUUAAUGGAAACAUACCUCGAUCAUUCAAUAACCUGAAGUCCAUCGAGCGGAUUGAUCUUUCCCAGAACUCCCUUGUUGGAAAAAUUCCAGAGUUCUUUGCAAACAUGGAUUAUUUGUAG
This is a messenger RNA of Triticum turgidum subsp. durum (durum wheat), 1251 nucleotides long. The record is from the annotation of a GenBank genome assembly. NCBI's taxonomy places the organism in Eukaryota, Viridiplantae, Streptophyta, Magnoliopsida, Poales, Poaceae.